AUACUCGUACUGCAAUUCUGGCGUCAGCAUCCUGUACCUACAAAAUUUCAUAUGUUCAAAUUUUGUGCUAAUCCAGAUUUUGUGCUUUUUUGACUGAACAGAGCACCCAUGGAUGAGAGAAGGAGAAGCAUCAGACAAACCAAUAGACAGUGCAGUCCUUUCCAGAAUGAAGCAAUUCAGAGCAAUGAACAAACUCAAAAAAUUGGCUCUGAAGGUCAUUGCAGAAAGUCUCUCUGCAGAAGAAAUCCAAGGGCUGAAAGCAAUGUUUCAAAAUAUGGACACUGACAACAGUGGCACAAUCACAUAUGAAGAACUAAAGAGUGGACUUGCUCGACUUGGGUCAAAACUCACAGAGGCAGAAGUUAAACAGUUAAUGGAAGCUGCUGAUGUUGAUGGAAAUGGACAUAGACUACAUUGAGUUCAUUACUGCUACAAUGCACAAGCACAAACUCGAAAGAGAAGAAAACCUUUAUACAGCAUUCCAGUAUUUUGAUAAAGAUAAUAGUGGGUUCAUUACGAGAGAUGAGUUAGAAACUGCGAUGAAAGAUUAUGGAAUGGGUGACCCAGCCACCAUAAAGGAGAUAAUAUCUGAAGUGGAUACAGAUAAUGAUGGAAGAAUCAAUUAUGAAGAGUUCUGCACAAUGAUGAGAAGCGGUACAAAACAGCCAAACAAGCUCUUCUAGUUCAAAGCUCCAAGAGCUUAAGCUCUAUGACUCGGGGUUAAAUCUUCUUCUCGGUUGGAAAUUACAUUACUAAGUCGAGCAGCAGCUGUCCAGCAGGCUUUCAGUUUGGAAAUUUAAAGUAUAGCAUUUGUUUUGUGAUUUGUUCCAGCUCAGUUGUUGCUCUUUCUGCUGUUUCCUCAGUAUCUAUCCAGCCUUUUUUAAACAACCUUCCUUUGGAUGUCUGGAGGAGGGAGGGGAAAAUCUGGAUGUCUAAACCUCGCAUUUAAUCCCCUCUUCUUUUUUGAUUUAUUCUUUAAAUGAAAAAAAUGAAAAUAGCCUUCCGUAA
Molecule: messenger RNA, 1008 nt
Organism: Coffea arabica (coffee)
Lineage: Eukaryota; Viridiplantae; Streptophyta; Magnoliopsida; Gentianales; Rubiaceae
Source: RefSeq, a predicted model, not a curated record